AAGCCUCGCGCAGUUUCAUUUCCUUUUCACCCCUCAGUGACCCUCCAUCCCAGACUAGAGACAAGGAGCAACAAGCUUGAUUGAAUCAGCCGGUGCUACUACCGUAACUGGACUAUUUAUCCGUUUAUUUGCAAACGGUGAGCUGAGUUUCGACCAGGGAGAUGUCUGCCUUGUACAAAGAUGACCAGGAGGACUGGAUGACAGUCUGCUUCAAGUACCUCCUGUUUGUCUUCAACUUCCUGUUUUGGGUGGGUGGUGUGGCAGUGCUGGGCGUGGGCAUCUGGACCCUGAUAGAGAAGAGUGACUACCUGAGUCUGCUGGCCUCCAGCACCUUCGCUGUGUCGGCCUACAUCCUCAUCCUGGCCGGGGGACUGGUCAUGGUCACAGGCUUCCUGGGCUGCUGUGCUGUCAUCAGGGAGCAGAGGAGCUGCCUGGCCACGUACUUCUCCUGCCUGCUGCUGAUCUUCCUGAUUGAGUUGGUGGCUGGAGUCCUGGCCUAUGUUUACUACCAGCGGCUCAGCGAGGAGCUGAAGCUGAAUCUGAACCAAACUAUGACGGAGAACUACGCCCAGCCUGGGAAGGACUCCAUCACUCUGGCCGUGGACAGGCUACAGCAGGACUUCAAGUGCUGUGGCAGCAACAACUCUUAUGAUUGGCUGCACAGCGUGUACGUGACAUCACAGGAGAAGGAAGGCAGGCUGGUUCCUGACAGCUGCUGUAAGACCAUCACUCCUCUCUGUGGAAGGAGAGACCACCCAUCCAACAUCUACAAGGUGGAGGGGGGCUGUAUAACCAAGCUGGAGCAGUUCCUGGCGGAUCACCUGCUGAUCAUCGGAGCCGUGGGGAUCGGCGUAGCCUGUCUGCAGCUUGCUGGGGCAGUGUUGACGGGCUGCUUUGUCUAUCUGCUCUAUAAAGAAGAGGAAGACUUCUCAGCCGUGUGAUUGGCUAGCCUCUGUUUGGUCCCUGCUCAACUGGGACAGGACAAGAUCUGUGGGAUGGUGUUUACCUGCUGCCUGCAUAGAAGGAUCAAGAUGGACCCUUACUGAACCCACAGUCUGACGGAGCACCUUGCCUGCUGUACUCCCAGUAGUCGUGAACUUUGACCCUGUGACCUUAUUGGCCUAGGCUGACCAAACACCCCCGUGACCCUGCCAUAGAGUAAAUCCAAACACGACCACGUUGUGGAGUGGAGCUUUAUCAUUAUAGAAUUCUCUGCUACUGAAUAUACAUUGACUCCCAUUGUCUUCCUGGCUGAGUUAUAUACAAGCAAUGUGGAGACGCAUGCUUUUCUCUGAACUGGAAACCGUACUGCUGUGAAUCGAAGGCGUCUUUUAAAGGAGCAUAAACCUGGCUCAUGGUAAUGUGCAGUAGUGGACUGGACUAUAGUGUGUAAGGACUGCUGCUUGUGAGUGGUGGGUGGUUCUUUACAGUACUGUGUGAAAACCAGUGAGUGCCUCGACAGGUUAUACUGAAUAGAAGUAUGUCUGUUUGAUUGAUUGUAUUUCAUUGUAAUGUCAAAUCCACAAAGGGAGCUUUUUCGUAAUACAAUGUUUGAUCUAUAUUGCUGGAAAUUGUAUUAACUAGUCAAACUUUAAAUAGGGAACAAUGUUCUUUGAUGAAAAUAUAUAACAGAAGAUAUGACCAGAGUAUAGCUAGUGAAAAUGUAACUUUACUGGAUUAUUAAUAAAGCACUGACAUUUUAUUUUUUACAUUUUAACUGACCAAUUUUGCAUCUUGACUAUCUUGUAAAUGUCAGUUAGAGAUGUAUGUACGCAGUAAGACCAUCAACGGCUUUGUAGUUACCUUGGAUGACCAAAUACCAUUUGCAUCUUUCCAGCCACAUUCGUUCUCCAGAACCUUUGAACAUUACAGAAUUGUUGGGGUGUUCUACAACAAAACCCUCCAAAUACAUCCUGUUAGAUGAAACAUUCACAACAAUGUAGAUCAUGCAGCAAAUACUGAACGUAUGGGUGUUAUUUUAAAUAGGUUAGAUUUUUUGCGUUUUGAAUUCAUCUUCCAUCUGUGGUCCAGUCCACUGUCUGAAACAAACACUCCAUCUAGUGGUCAUCGGGGGUUUCACACCUGUGUGAGGUUCCUAACAUGACGCUGGUGUAAACUCAAAUCGAAAUGCAAAGUGAUCCUUUUUUACCUGACCUCAAGAAGCAAAUGGACCUUAUAGAUGUUAUUAGUUAGCCAAUUCAUGAAUGAGUAUUCCUCAUAAGAGACUAGGGAGUCACUGUCGUUUUGAUGGUACCACCCUCAUUAACUACAUACGGAAUUUCCUCUUGCUUGAUAACAUCUCUUACAUGAAUAUUCAUUACUAUCAAGAUGCAAUUGUUUUGUGUGUAUGCAUACUACUGUACAUGCCGCAGUGAUGAUCUCCUAGAAGUGUUGUUUUUGAUGAACUCUUGCCCGAAUGCAGAUGCCUUAUUAAUGAACAGGGUUAUGAGUAAACGGGUGAUGGAAAUUCAUACUUUUAAGAAUUAGUUUGUCUAAUAUCCUGGAAUAGCACGUGCUACUGACUCAUCUCUUAAAUAUGAAAUAUAUUCAUUGAUGUGAAAAUACAUUUGUCUUAAUUUUGUAUGGGCUGAAUAAAUAUGACUAUAUUGAAGUUU
Osmerus eperlanus (European smelt) is the source of this 2615-nucleotide messenger RNA. RefSeq names its product tetraspanin 11 (gene tspan11). Bases 162 to 941 code for a protein of 259 amino acids. The transcript has 9 exons. The record is from RefSeq and is a predicted model, not a curated record. Gene Ontology annotation, cellular component: plasma membrane. NCBI's taxonomy places the organism in Eukaryota, Metazoa, Chordata, Actinopteri, Osmeriformes, Osmeridae.